Molecule: messenger RNA, 1683 nt
Organism: Wallemia mellicola CBS 633.66
Lineage: Eukaryota; Fungi; Basidiomycota; Wallemiomycetes; Wallemiales; Wallemiaceae
Exons: 2
Coding region: 17-1615 (532 amino acids)
Molecular function (GO): ubiquitin binding
Source: RefSeq, a predicted model, not a curated record
GUUCCAAACGAAAGAGAUGUCAAUCAGGAAUUUAGAGAUAAAGCUGAACGAUAUUUUAAAAUCUAAUAAAUUAUUGAGUGACAGUUCUGCAGACGAUUUAUUUAGCUGGUUUGCUACUCAUUAUAGAGAAGAACUCAGUUUAGUUAGACUACAAAUACUCGAUUUGGCUGAGAGACAAUCAAUUAAUAGAAAGUUUUCACUUAAAUCACUUGUCAGUUUAGCUACUAUCUUACAUCGUCAUAAUAUCUCUCGAUUUAAGCAGAUAGCGGCUACAACUAACUUUACAUCAUUCGAAUUGGCGAGAUUCGUGGAAGUUUUAGUCGCAUCUAAUUCUAAUACACCAAAGAUAUUAGAUGUAUUACACUGUUUCUCUAUCAAUUUCGUUGAAACACUAACUAAUAGCUCAUUACCAUUACUCAAAUACCUAAACGGAUUAUACAAUAGCAUUGAGAAAGAUGAUAAAUUAAUCAUCUUGGAUAUACUCUACAAUAUUAUACAUCAUUCAUUGUCAAAUUCAAAUUCAGCCACCCUCAUUUCAGAAGCAUUAAACGUCAUUCUUGACAAAACACCGCCACCAGAGCUCAGCGAUCGACCUCUUCAGAAUGCAUCAAUGUUGUCUGAUCUAGAAACCAUCACUGAGAGCAGUACACUUCUUAUACCUCAAACAAACUUUGAUCUUCAGAUCGUUGGUCAAAGAAUGGAAUUGUUAGUGCUCGAUAUUAUGUUAAUAAGCCCACCUAGCUCAAGCAAAGCGGAUAUGGAAGCGCCGCCAGCUCUACCACCAAGACCAGAUAGAGAUCCACGCAUUGAUGUCGUUCUUGAUAUAUUCCCAGAUCAAGAUGUAUCAUUUAUUGAAAAGGCGUUAUCUUUGCCACAAUACAGCAACACAGAGGCACUUAUUGAAGCUUUACUAGAGGGUACAGUUCAUAUACCUCAAGAUGAACCUCUUGAGCAACCUAAAUAUGAUAAUGACGAACCCGCCGAGCUUGAUUUCAGCAAGUUGCGUAUAGGCAAGGCUAAUAAUUUAAAAUUAAAGAUGGAUGAAGACGCUAGAAAUGAACUUAAAGCAACAGUCAUGCGCCGAGUAGAGGAAGCCCAAAUUGAGGAAAUUGAAGCUGAAUUAGAAGAGGAAGAAGAGUACGCUAGCAGACCUACCGAGACAGGUGAUACCACUCCGACUGUCGAAGUUGAUUAUUCUGUACUUGAGAAAGCAUAUCUUGAGAACCCAAGCUUGUUUGAUAGGUCCUCAACUACUCGCAGAUCCAAGGAAAGAGAGAAUCUCCGGAAUGCUACUGGUUUAGAUGAUGGCCAAAUAGAAGGAUGGCAUUCUCAAUUAGUGAGAAAUCCUCGCAAAUUGCAAAGACUGGUUCAAGAUAAGGAUAUUGUGAAUAAUAACCUCGAUGUACCUGUUCAAGAAGGUAAAUCAAGACAUUCUCGAGGUGGCGCGAGAGGAAGAGGAAGAGGUGGUGCCAGUAGUGGCUCUACCCGUGGUAAAGCUCCAACUCAAGGCGCUGGUCAUAGUGGUAAUAACCGUCAGCGUCAAAAUAAGGAAAAGCAAGGUAAUGCACAGAGGAAGAGAGGUCAUGACAAGAAGUUUGCCAACCAACCAACCUAAAUAAAUCAAAUUGAGUGUCCUGUAUCAUAAAUAACGGAUUCCGCUAUGGCUGCAUUUCUUUGUAAAAC